Messenger RNA from Astyanax mexicanus (Mexican tetra), 777 nucleotides. RefSeq lists its product as uncharacterized. Gene Ontology annotation, biological process: cell surface receptor signaling pathway. Lineage: Eukaryota; Metazoa; Chordata; Actinopteri; Characiformes; Acestrorhamphidae. The record is from RefSeq and is a predicted model, not a curated record. Gene Ontology annotation, molecular function: transmembrane signaling receptor activity. Bases 1 to 777 code for a protein of 258 amino acids. The transcript has 3 exons.
AUGCUACACGCCUUGCGCGGGGUGUAUGAUAGGGCCCUAAGCUGUGAGGUCAGAGAUUCUUCUACAGGCUGGAACUUCAGCUGGUACAAAAUCGUUCCCUACACACAUGGUUUAACUCAAAUUAGAGACUCUGCUGGAUAUUUAAUGUAUAAUGUGGAGCUCCUGUCAGACAGCAGCAGAGGAUCUGGAGGCUCCUACACACUCAGCUCUGCUGCUCUUAAAAACACAGGAGUUUACUGGUGCAGAGCAGCGAGAGGAGAACCAGCCUAUCACACACAGUACAGCAACCCACAGCCUCUAUGGAUCACUGGUUCAUCUCCUCCAGUGUAUCUGACUGUUAUCCCCAGCAGAUCUCAACACUUUACUACUGACUCUCUCUCACUGAUCUGUGAGGGACAGAGUAACUCUACUGGAUGGAGAGUGAGACGAUACUCACUCAGUGAGAGUAAGGUGUCAGAUUGUUCAUCAGGCUGGGGAUCAGCUACAGGAUCUACAUGCAACAUCAGCUCCCUCUACACAUCCCACACUGGAGUGUACUGGUGUGAGUCUGAAUCAGCAGAAAUCCUGUUAACACCACAGUGCACUGUGAAUGGUUCUGUAAUUCUGGAGAGUCCUGUUCAUCCUGUAACUGAGGGAGAUCCUCUGACUCUACGCUGUUUACUUUGUAACACAAAGUCCUCAGAUCUCACAGCUGAAUUCUAUAAAGAUGGAUUAUUACUCCAGAAUCAGACUACAGGAGAUAAUAUAAUUUCGUCAUAUUCAGGAUCUUUAGAGUAA